Lates calcarifer (barramundi perch) is the source of this 735-nucleotide messenger RNA. RefSeq names its product kinesin heavy chain-like. The record is from RefSeq and is a predicted model, not a curated record. The coding region runs from base 1 to 303 and encodes 100 amino acids. NCBI's taxonomy places the organism in Eukaryota, Metazoa, Chordata, Actinopteri, Centropomidae. The transcript has 3 exons.
AUGGAGAGGAGGUGUCGUUUAAUCCUUCAAUCCUCAGCCUGUCUUCCACACUUACUAACCAUCAUUAUCACUUUCUUCUUGUUCUUUCAGGCCAAAGAGCUGCAGACUCUUCACAACCUCCGCAAACUCUUCGUUCUGGACCUCACCACACGGGUUAAGAAGAGUGCAGAGAUGGACUGUGAGGAAGGGCUUGGCAACAUCGCCCAGAAACAGAAGAUCUCAUUCCUGGAGAAUAACUUGGAGCAGCUCACAAAAGUCCACAAGCAGCCAGUGAUGGAAGAAGUCAAAAUAGCAAUACAGUAAAAUAAAAAUACACCUACUUCAAUGAAAGCAUUCUCUGCAUAAUUUACUAUAAGCAUCAAAAGUUUCAAUGGAAAUACUCAGGUAGGUACCUCAAAAUUGUUCUUAAGUACAAUUUGUUAAAUUGUUCUUAUUUUUACCCUCUCAAAGUCACCUUAUCUGAGAAGCCAUGUCUGGGCAUUAACAUCCUGACAAGUUUUAUUCCUAGCUUCACCAAACUUUGUAAGAUCGCUGUGUUGUCUCUCUGCCCUGUGUGCCUGUCACUUGCAGUGUGGCUGCUUUCUUUGCAGAUACUGGAGGUGAGCAUGGUCAUGAGCACCUGAGCUCAUCAGCGCCCUCUGGUGGACACAGACCCUGUAUGUCAGUGCUCCUUCUGAAACCCUCUCAGAGCUGAGUUCAGACUCUCCCUCUUCUCCCUGAGACACACCCACUGGC